UUUCACUCGACUUUAUGUGUAUUUUGGUUCUGCGUUCGCUGACAUGCUCAAUGGUGUUGCUACCUACCCCUAGCCGGGGCUUCUGGGGUGGUUUAAAUGGUUAGUCUUGUGUUAGCUACCGGGUCGAUCGGUCUGAUCUUAGAACCGCGUGCGUUCGAGUUCGUUCGGCAAGUUCGACCGGGACUGUUCCUGUUUAUUUUUUACGUUGUUUGCUCAAACCAGACACCCGACAAAGGUGCGUGCUUUGGUGACUAGUGUCUAGCUGAUUUCCUCACCGGCGACGUCGUCGAUUCCGAUAGCAGAAGCAACUCGUAUCCAGACUUCUGUGAGUGUAAAACUCCUGUACUGGGACGACUGUUCCUCAGCAACACCCGGAGUCAGGUUGUGGCAGCAUGAUUCAGUAAUGCUGUACGUGUUGGUAACAUGCCGAACCAGCUGAGACUCUUCCUCUGACUAUCCCCGCGCAACACUUCAUAAUCGCCAUCAUAAUGGACAACGGCAGCUCAAUAGUGGCCGAUGAUUACGCCGAUAACCAAACAACGGUUCCGGUAUCCAGAUCCUGCCCCACCGAACUACCCACCGUUGUUCAAUAUUUUAAUGGAUUGGACGCGGUUAUUACUGUGAUCAUAGCCAUUACCAUCGUGCUUAGCUUGGCAACGUUUGUGGCAUGCGGCAAGAACAUCCGACAGGUGCUGCGGCACACGCCCAAGCGGUUCAAGUCCAAAACCGUCAUGGUGCUGAUAUUAUAUCCGAUAGUGACAGCGUUGGCGAUUGUAUCGACACUUAUCCCCAAGUCGUACUUCAUUUGCGACACCGCUUCGCACAUCUACUUUAUGAUCAGUGCCUACGUGUUUUACAGCUUAAUAGUAGACUACAUCGGCGGUGAAGAAGCGUUCAUCCGGUCGAGUGACACGGAAACUUUCAAUGCCAGGACCCCACCCUGUUGUUGCUGUUUACCAUUCCUGCAGCGAUCGUCCGUUACCAAAAAUCGGCUGCUGUUCACCAGGCUACUCAUACUUCAGUUGCCAAUUGUGCAAAGUUUGCUCUUUGUUGGAUUGAACAUCGCUUACGUUGAAGAUGCGACAAAUUUCAACUACAUAAUUCUCUACUUCGUUCCAUUUAUCGUUGUGUCGAUCAUCCUGGGGGUAUGGGGUUUAAACAUUAUCGUACGGAUGGUACAUCCAUUGUACAACGAGUUCCAGUUGAUGGCCAAGUAUGUAGUCUUGCAAGCCGUAUUGAUCCUGUGCAAACUCCAACCGCUGGUUAUUAUGGCACUAGUGACCUAUGUCACACCAUCGUGCGCUUUCCCAUUGACCUUACAAGUACAAAAGAAUGCUGUGUUCCAAAUGUGCCUUUGCGCGGAAAUGCUGGUGCUUUCCCUAUGGGCUUUACAUUUGUACAAAACUCCCAACAAGAAUCAACAGUUGUUAGAGAAGGCGGAAUCGACCUGAGUGAUGCCAUGAUUCAUUUAUCUAUCAGACGGAGAUAUUCCUUAAUUAACCUAUGAAUAGCAUGCUUUUACGAAUUCUUGUCGUACUUAACUGUAUGUAAUUUAAUGUGAUAAAAAGAAUUAAAUGUUAUUAUAAUUGUGUAAA
Molecule: messenger RNA, 1595 nt
Organism: Armigeres subalbatus
Lineage: Eukaryota; Metazoa; Arthropoda; Insecta; Diptera; Culicidae
Product: organic solute transporter alpha-like protein
Exons: 9
Coding region: 489-1451 (320 amino acids)
Biological process (GO): transport
Cellular component (GO): membrane
Molecular function (GO): transporter activity
Source: RefSeq, a predicted model, not a curated record